Molecule: messenger RNA, 1969 nt
Organism: Brassica napus (rape)
Lineage: Eukaryota; Viridiplantae; Streptophyta; Magnoliopsida; Brassicales; Brassicaceae
Exons: 3
Coding region: 1011-1538 (175 amino acids)
Source: RefSeq, a predicted model, not a curated record
AUCUUUAACCUAAUCAUUUAUAUUUAUUAAAUAAUCUCCAAAAAUAUAUUCACUUAGAAUUAUAUGACAAGUAAGAUAUUGUAGAUUCACAAAUAUAUUAUAAAUAAAUGUAAAAAAUUAUAGUGUUUAGGGCUGUGCGUCAGAAGCCCAUUUAAACCUUAGACCAUGCACAACGGGAGUACACGACGAAGCCUUAGCACGAAAACUUAGGUAAAACCGAAUAGAAUAAUAUUAUUUAGGUUAAUCGACAUAAGGAUUGGUCCGUGGCCAAGGCUUUUAAGAGAUUGAUCCUUAGCAACGUGUCAACUCCUGAGUGGGACGGGGUCGGUUUGAUUUUCGGUUUGGUUUAAAAAAAAAGUUCAUUCUCGACGGACACCGAAAAAAAAAAAGGAGAGCUCGAGGGAAGGCGAUAUUUGCCGUUUGAAAUCGAUCGUCUUCACGAAGGUAAAUCGAAGCGUUAACCUGUAUUUUUGAUCUUUAUAGCUUAGUUUUCAUGUAGAUUCGUCUUAUUUUAGUGGUUCGGGGAUGCGUUUGAAUCGAUUUGGGUUUCGAUUGAAAUUAGGGUUUUAAAAAAAUUUGGGGUUUAAUCGAUUUGGGGUUUAUAUCCAGUAUGGGGGUUUGUAUAAAGAGUUUUGACAUGAUUUCGGUUUCAAUCUGAAGCGGAUUUGUAUCUUAUUUCUUAAACGGUUUCGAAAUGAAAUAUGUUUUCAACUGAAGAGGAUUUUAUCUUUUUUCUCGAACCAGGUUUCUCAACCUUUUAGGUUUCAAACUAAGAGAAAACAAAAUAGGGUGAGAUUAAUGAGAGUGUGUCUGCCAAAAGUGUCGGUUGAAUAUGUCGUUGCUCUAAUCUGAAGAGAAAACAACCGGUCGUCUUUGUUUUUGGUUCCUUUUUAUUCAUCUGCUUUCCAUUGUUGUUGUAUAUGUCGUUGCUCUAAUUAUGUUGUUUUAAAUUCCAUAAUUUUUUUUUGUAUCUAACUCUCUUUGUUAAUCAUUUGUCUCAGGUUAACCAAAUGGGACAAGAUUACAGCUAUUCUCAGCCUUCUUCAUCAUCAAACUCGAUAGACAUGAGCUCCCUUCUUGAAGCUGAAGCUAAGAUGUACGCGGAUGAAGCUGAGAGUCCCUUCUGCAACGCAGAGCCGGAUCAGUUCGCACCUCAACCAGAGGCUGAUGAUGGCAUCCCUACGGCUUGCUACUGCGGUGCGCAGCCUGUUGUGAAAUGCUCUUACACACCUAAGGAUCCAUACCGAAGAUACUUCUCGUGCCCCAAUGUCGAUGAUGGGGGCUGCCACAUAUGGAAAUGGUGGGAUGUGGCUUUAACGGAGGAGCUCAGUGAGGUUCAUAGACAUGUCAGACAGCUGAAGGAUCAAGCUUUUGAGUGUGACCAGAAGCUGCUUAAGCUACAGAAGACGGUGUGUGAGGUGAAGAAGAAAUCUGAGCAUACAAAUGUGGUUGCAUUGGGAGUUUGUGUACUGCUGUCGGCAAUAGUAUUCAUAGGUUUGGCUGCUGUGUACCUGAGUGGAAGAGCGUCCAAGAAGUAAACUAGAUCAACUAGUGAAGCUCAAGAGUGUCUGUUUAAUCAAGGUUUAUCUAAGUAGGCAUGUGAAGGAAGUCACGGGUUGAAGUCACGGGUUGGAGUCACGGGUGGAAGUCACGGGUUCUUCUCCCUCACCUAAUGUAUUAUAAGUAGAAUGUAAUGUAGUCUUUAACUUUCUAUCUCGGAGAGGUGUUUUCCUUUAGCCUCUAAACUUGUUUCAUGUUAUUCAAAACUUGUGUUUGUCGGUAAUGUUGUAAUAUUUCAAGGAAGGCAGGAAUCAUUGUUCAAACCUUCUGUAUCUCGGUAAGGUUGUAAUAUGUAUGAAAUGCUUUGUGUCCUCUUGUUCUUACGUUUAACUCAUUGAUGUUGUGUUCAACUCACUAAAAUAUAAGCUCAUGAACUUUUUUGUAUUAAUGUUUAGCUCAUGAACUUUUU